Messenger RNA from Gekko japonicus, 898 nucleotides. It is a transcript of the gene XRCC2, whose product is annotated as X-ray repair complementing defective repair in Chinese hamster cells 2. NCBI's taxonomy places the organism in Eukaryota, Metazoa, Chordata, Lepidosauria, Squamata, Gekkonidae. Gene Ontology annotation, biological process: double-strand break repair via homologous recombination; DNA strand invasion. The coding region runs from base 44 to 898 and encodes 284 amino acids. The transcript is spliced from 3 exons. Gene Ontology annotation, cellular component: Rad51B-Rad51C-Rad51D-XRCC2 complex; centrosome; replication fork. The record is from RefSeq and is a predicted model, not a curated record. Gene Ontology annotation, molecular function: ATP-dependent DNA damage sensor activity; ATP binding; four-way junction DNA binding.
GUUGCGAGUUGAGGGGGCGCUUUCCCUCCUCCCAGCCGCUUUUAUGGUGGACGGCCUCGGAAAGGCGGAGUCGGGAGCCCAGAUUGCUUUUCUGUUUGUUUCCAAGCUGCUCACUCGACUUGAAGGCAGAAGUUCCCUGAAAAAGCUUGAACCUUGCCUAUUUGCUGAGGAAGGAUAUCCCAUUCAUGGAGAUGUUGUUGAAUUCCACGGUCCAGAAGGAACAGGGAAGACGGAAAUGCUCUAUCACCUCAUCGUCCGCUGCAUUCUCCCCAAAGCGGGAGGGGGCUUAGAAGUCAGUUUGCUUUUUAUUGAUACCGACUUCCAUUUUGACAUGCUGCGCCUGGUGACCGUUCUGGAACACAGUCUGUGCCAGAGCUCUGAGGAACUGAUCAAGCAAUGUCUGGGGAGGUUCUUCCUCGUGACCUGCAACAGCAGUGCCCAGCUGCUGCUCACCCUUUACUCUCUGGAAAACAUGUUUUGCUCUCACCCUUCCCUCUGCCUCUUGAUGAUUGACAGCAUGUCGGCCUUUUAUUGGAUUGACCGCGCGAAUGGAGGGGAGAACCUCAGCCUGCAAGAAGCCAACCUACGGAGAUGCGUGCAGUGCCUCGAGAAGCUCAUCCGAGAGUACCACUUGGCCUUGUUUGCAACGACCCAAACCAUCAUGCAGAAAUCCUCGAACUCUGCAGAAAGCUCAGCCAGACUCCAGGAUGAGGCAGAUGGGGACUACCGGCCUUACCUCUGUAAAUCAUGGCAGCAACUGAUAACCCAUCGGAUCUUUUUCUCCAAGCCGUGCCACCCAGGCAGCGCCAAAGGAUUUUCAAUCACUUCUUGCCAUGUCCAUAAUAACAGUGUUGUGAAGCGCCCAUUUAGCAUUUCGGAAUAUGGAAUCCAGUUUUAA